Solanum pennellii is the source of this 471-nucleotide messenger RNA. RefSeq lists its product as uncharacterized. The record is from RefSeq and is a predicted model, not a curated record. NCBI's taxonomy places the organism in Eukaryota, Viridiplantae, Streptophyta, Magnoliopsida, Solanales, Solanaceae. The transcript has a single exon. Bases 1 to 471 code for a protein of 156 amino acids.
AUGUCUCCAUACCAACUUGUAUAUGGGAAGACUUAUCACUUUCCGGUCAAGCUAGAGCAAAAGGUGAUAUGGGCAAUGAAAAAACUGAAGUUGGAUUGGACUGAAGCGGCAGAACAAAGACUAAAUCAGUUGAACGAGCUAGAUGAAUUUCGCCUAAAGGCCUAUAAAAGUUCAGUUAUUUACAAAGAGAAGAUGAAGAAGUAUCACGAACAAAGGACUGAAAAGCGAGAAUUUGCAGUUGCUGAUUUGGUGCUGCUAUUCAACUCUAGGCUACACUUGUUUCUAGCCAAACUCAAGUCCAAGUGGAUAGGGCCAUUCCUCAUCGCUAAAGUGUUCCCACGUGGAGCAUUUGAGUUGGAGAAUAAGGAAGGCGCAAAGUUCACAGUCAACGGGCAAAAUGUAAAGAUAUAUCUAGGACAUGCGGAGAGUGUGCAUGAAGUAGUUGAGGCCUACAUUCUUGAUGAAGUCUGA